AUGAUUUAAUUAACCAAAGAACAUCUUCAUGACUAAAAUAAAAAACUUACAGAAGAAAACUAAAGAUUAGAGUUGGUUGUCUAUAGCCUUCAAAGACAGUUACAAAAUCUAGCCAAUUUUAUAGAAAGAGAAAAACUGUUACAAGAACAAGUUGAUUAACUUAAUCUAGAAUUAGGAAAUCUUAGAAGAGACAAUACAAAUUUAUAAGAAGUCAUUCUAUCUUUGUAAUUUUAAUUAAAUUCUAAUAUUAAUAAUACACAAAAUGAAAAACCAGUGAAUGAAAUAGAUUCCAUUAAAUAAUUUUAUGAAGAGUAACUUAAUGCCCUUUCUAAAGAAAAUUCUAGAUUAUAGAGACUGGUAAAAGACUUUAAUAAUAAAUAAAUUUCCAAUCUUCAAGUAUCUGCUGCAAAAUUACUCGAAAUUGGAAAUAAAAUAGAUUUAAAAUUAGGUGAUUAAUCUCAUAGAAGAAUGUUAAGCAAUCCUACAAUUUAAAGUCCUAAAGGAAUUUCUAAAGAGAUAUAUCAAAAUUUAAUUUAAUAACUUUCUAAUUAAAGCAUAGAUGAAAAAUCACUCUUUGCCUCUCAGUAAUUAUUAAAAUUAUAUUUAUAGUUCAAAAAUCAAGCUUCAAGAUUCCAUUAUAUCUUCUAAAACAUUAUAUAAAUAAUCUAAAAUGGCAGCUUCAGCUUUCUAAGCUGGGUAAAUUGACUAACCUUUACCUUAGAUUCCUAAUCUUGUUAAAAAAUGA
Messenger RNA from Paramecium sonneborni, 745 nucleotides. The record is from the annotation of a GenBank genome assembly. Lineage: Eukaryota; Ciliophora; Oligohymenophorea; Peniculida; Parameciidae.